Messenger RNA from Trichoplusia ni (cabbage looper), 566 nucleotides. Its product is annotated as 60S ribosomal export protein NMD3-like. The coding region runs from base 52 to 540 and encodes 162 amino acids. The record is from RefSeq and is a predicted model, not a curated record. Gene Ontology annotation, molecular function: ribosomal large subunit binding. Gene Ontology annotation, cellular component: cytoplasm; nucleus. NCBI's taxonomy places the organism in Eukaryota, Metazoa, Arthropoda, Insecta, Lepidoptera, Noctuidae. Gene Ontology annotation, biological process: ribosomal large subunit export from nucleus. The transcript is spliced from 4 exons.
AGAAUAUUAUGCUGCCAGUGUGCUGUGCCCAUAGAACCCAAUCCGUCAAACAUGUGUGUUGCUUGUUUACGAGCAAAUGUUGACAUCUCAGAUGGUAUACCCAAACAAGGCACUCUGUUCUUUUGUAGAGGAUGUGAGAGAUAUUUGCAGCCUCCAGCAGAAUGGGUAGUAGCAGCAUUAGAGUCUCGGGAACUGCUUGCUCUGUGCCUCAAGCGAUUAAAAGGCCUGAACCGUGUCAAACUGGUUGACGCUGGCUUUGCUUGGACAGAACCACAUUCCAAGAGAAUUAAGGUUAAAUUGACAGUACAAGGAGAAGUGAUGGGAGGAGCAGUACUUCAACAAACCUUCAUUGUGGAGUUCAGUAUACAGCAUCAGAUGUGUGAUGCUUGCCACAGGUCUGAAGCUCAAGACUACUGGCGUGCCUUAGUGCAAGUGCGACAGAGAGCCAACAACAGGAAGACAUUCUAUUACCUGGAACAGCUGAUUUUGAAACAUAAGGCUCAUGAAAAUACCCUUGGUAUUAAGCCUAAACAUGGUUAGUAUAUAUUUAUGUUAUGAAGUUCAAA